Molecule: messenger RNA, 2411 nt
Organism: Dipodomys spectabilis (banner-tailed kangaroo rat)
Lineage: Eukaryota; Metazoa; Chordata; Mammalia; Rodentia; Heteromyidae
Product: UDP-glucuronosyltransferase 1-2-like
Exons: 6
Coding region: 16-1623 (535 amino acids)
Molecular function (GO): UDP-glycosyltransferase activity
Source: RefSeq, a predicted model, not a curated record
CCGGAGGCGUCGGGAAUGGGGGCGGCGGGCCUCCCCGCGCGGCGGCGGGCCCUCCCGGGGCUGCUGCUCGGCCUGCUGUGUGCCCUGUCCCGGGCCGAAGGCGGGAAGGUGCUGGUGGUGCCCAUGGAGGGCAGCCACUGGCUGAGCCUGCGGGACGUGGUGCGGGAGCUGCACGCCCGGGGCCACCAGGCCGUGGUGCUGGUCCCCGAGGUGUUCGAGUACGUGAGGGAAGAGGCCUUCUUCACCUUCUUGCCCUAUGCCAUUCCCUUCACGAAGCAAGAGUAUAAGGACUGCUACCUGAACCACCUCAACGUCGCCUUCGAGGCAGAAAGUUUUCUGGACGUGGCUUACAAAAGUGUAUCAAGAGUAAAAAAGUUACCGGGUUUGUUUGCGAGGUCCUGUGAGGCGCUACUACAUAACACACCCUUCCUCGCGCAUCUGAAUUCCAGUUCCUUCGAUGUGGUUUUGACGGACCCUGGUUAUGCCUGCGGAGUAGUGCUGGCUAAGUACCUGAAUGUGCCUGCCGUGUUUUUUCUGCGCUACAUGUUGUGCGAGGCAUUCUAUUACGCUACACAGUGUCCCAACCCACCUUCAUACAUUCCUAAAUUGGCAACGAUGUACUCAGACCACAUGACCUUCCUGGAGAGGGUCAAGAACAUACUCGCCUUUGUGUUCUUGGAAGGUUUUUGCUCUGUACUUUUUUCUCCUUAUGCACGGCUCGCUUCCGAGCUCUUGCAGAGAGAGGUGUCGGUGGUGGAUAUCUUCAGCCACGCUUCCCUGUGGAUGAUCAGAGGGGACUUUGUAUUGGACUACCCCAGACCCAUCAUGCCCAACAUGGUCUUCGUCGGGGGCAUCAACUGUGUCAACCGGAACCCACUCUCUCAGGAAUUUGAAGCCUAUGUCAAUGCCUCUGGAGAGCAUGGGAUUGUGGUUUUCUCUUUGGGAUCAUUAGUCUCAGAGAUUCCGGAGAAGAAAGCUAUGGCAAUUGCUGAGGCUCUGGGCCAAAUACCUCAGACGGUCCUGUGGAGCUAUGCUGGAAGCCGGCCAUCAAAUCUUGCCAAGAAUACAAUACUUGUCAAGUGGUUACCCCAAAAUGAUCUGCUGGGUCAUCCAAAGACCCGGGCAUUUGUCACUCACUGUGGCUCCCAUGGCAUUUAUGAAGCUAUAUGCAAUGGUGUCCCCAUGGUGAUGAUACCCUUGAUGGGUGACCAGCUGGACAAUGCAAAGCGCAUGGAGACCCGGGGAGCUGGUGUGAUCCUGGAUGUCUUUACAAUGACUUCUGAUGAUUUAGCAAAGGCCCUCAAAACAGUCAUCAAGGACAAAAGCUACAAGGAGAACAUCAUGCGCCUCUCCAGCCUUCACAAGGACCGCCCCAUUGAGCCCCUGGACCUGGCUGUGUUCUGGGUGGAGUAUGUGAUGAGGCACAAGGGGGCGCCACACCUGCGCCCUGCAGCCCAUGACCUCACCUGGUACCAGUACCACUCCUUGGAUGUGAUUGGCUUCCUCCUGGCCAUUGUGCUGACAGUGGCCUUCCUCAUCUUUAAAUGUUGUGCCUUUGGCUGUCAGAAAUGCUUUGGGAAGAAAGGGCGAGUUAAGAAAUCCCACAAAACCAAGGCCCAUUGAGAAGUGUUGGGGAAUAAAGGUGUGUUUCUAGAAGGAAACCUUGAGCCUUUAGAGUGUACUGUUAUCAUUGAAUGGCUUGGAGACCUUGGAAGCAGUGUACUGUUUUUGCUUUGGGAAGGGGAAUGAAAAGAAUGAUGGUAUAAGAUUGAUGAGUCUUGUAUCUGAGAGGGUAAUCACUGAACUAAGGUAAAUAAAAGGAGGCACUCAGCAGCAUGAGAGGAGCCAUGAUAGUGCUGGAAAGCCAGGGCAGGGGUGGUGACGAUGCUGGGGAGCCAUGGCAGGAACCUGUUAGACAAACUCACAAACGCCCUCCAAAAAAGAACUUAGGACAGGAGGGGGUUUGUGGGUACCCAGUUCUAUUCUGAGUGGUGAGCCUGUCGCCUACAUAUUUUUCUUUCUUCCUGACAACCAGAUAUUUAGCUUCUGUAUUCUGCUUCUGUAUUUUGCUUGGCUUGUAAAACAUAGGAGGGUUGGAAAGAUUCCAUUUACAUGACUCUCCUCCCCCACCCAUUUUGGGGUAUAAAAACCCCUACUUGUUGCUAUUUGGGGCUGCUUCUGGGUUCCCGUUCAGUUAAAAUUGGCUAUUGGCAAAUUUCCUUUUGCUAAUAAACUUCUUCAUAAUCAGGGUUUGGUUUCUGAGCUGGUCUGGGUCCUGGGGAUUUUUCAACUUGUUGCAUCAUCACUGUGUCGCAUGGUCUGAAUUCACCUGCCCUAGUGUUGGGCGCAUGCAUUUUCUGUGAUAUUUCCUACAACUAAGAGUUUCUUAAUAAAUAUUUUUUUAUUUUGUA